Messenger RNA from Rattus norvegicus (Norway rat), 5072 nucleotides. The record is from RefSeq and is a predicted model, not a curated record. Lineage: Eukaryota; Metazoa; Chordata; Mammalia; Rodentia; Muridae.
AAAAAAAAAAAGCACUGACUGCUCUUCCAGAGGUCCUGAGUUUCAAAUCCCAGCAACCACAUGGUGGCUCAUAACCAUCUGUAAUGGGAUCUGAUGUCCUCUUCUGGGGUAUCUGAAGACUGCUACAGUGUACUCAUAUAAAUAAAAUAAAUAAAUCUUUUUUAAAAACCCAAAAAAGUACUAAUGCACUAAAUCCUAUAAUUCAUGAUAUUUUUAAGUUUCUUUCUAUUAGCUUUUUGGCCUCUUCGUUACAGGUUAUAUUUUUCCUGCUUGUUUUCAUGACUAACAUGUUUGCUUUCAAUCUUAAAAUUAAUUUAGUCAGCAUGCAAAAAUGGAUUUAUAUGACAUUUACAUACAUGUGUACCUACAUAAAACUGCAAAAUCCUGUUUUGCCUUUCCCUCCUAUUUCCCCCCACACUACCCCCGACUUGUUCCUCUUCUCCCUCCCCAGUGUUCCCCCUUCUCUUUCAUGUCCUUUAGUGCUUUUUCUUUUCUGCAUGUAUGUUUGGUAUGUGCAUGUGCGUGUGUUUACAUGUAAAUGGAAACCCAUUGGCCUGUGUGUAUGCAUGGGUAUCCUGAAGUAGACGUUUGCUGGCUUCCUGCUUUUAUUGAUUAAGACAGGCUCUCUCCGAGGUCCUGGAGCUGGCCAAUUCUAGCUUGCCUAGCUGGCCAGCUUGCCUCUAGGAUGCUCUGUCUCUGGUUCCCAGAGGCAGGAAUUGGCAACAUGUCUGCCUGGCUUUCCCAUGGAUUCAAACUCUGAUCCUUGUGCUUGAUGGCAAGAGCUUUAUACACAGAACCGUCUCCCUAGCCAUGGGUAUGGGUUUUGUUUUGUUUUUUUUACAUUUAGAUUAUGCAUAUGAAAGGUUCGUUUUAACAUAAUGUUUCAUAGCCCCAAGGGACAUAAUUUCAUCCUUCUUUAUGUCUGAAUAAAACUCAGUGGUGGAUAUAUGCCACCUUUCCUUUGCACACUUAACUGUUGUUGGGCAUCCAAGGUGAAUCUAUGUCUGGGUUGCUGUGAAUAGUGUAGAGAUGUGUGGAUAUCUCUCUGGAGUGAUGACUUAGAGUCCUUUGGGAAUGGAAGCAAGAGUGAUACACCUGGAACUUAUGGUGUUUCUCUGGGUUGCUUGAGCCCCCCUUACUGACUUCCUUAAUGGCUCCAUCAGUGUCCAUUCCUGCUAGCAAUGAAUAAGGACUCCUCUUCCCCUUGCUUCUUCAGCCACAUUUGUUGCCAUUUGUUUUCUUGACAGUAGAGGGGCAAUAUAGAUUUGCAACAAAGUUUUAAUUUGAAUCUUCCUGGUAGUGAAGGAGCGUUUGGUGAUUAUUUACUUAACCUAGUAGCAAUGAAUUGAAAGUUUUUAUUAGUGAGAAUUAUAGAUAGGACUAAGAGAAGUUGAGAAGUUCAAUUAUUUUUCUGAAAUGGAAUAAACAUAAAAUCAAGAAAAUUCCUCUUUACAAAACCUUUUGGAGACAGGAGAGGUGGAUCAGCAGUUAGGAGCUCUUGCUCAUUUAGAGGAACUGGCCUUGACAUGUUGGCUCAUAACUCUAGUUCCAGGGGAUCCAAUGCCCUCUGCUUGCCUCUAUGGGUACCAGGCGUACACAUGGUACAUGUAUUUGCAUCAGCAAGACAUUCAUAAGCAACAAAUAAAUUAAUAAUUAAAAAUACUUUCAAGGAGAUUGACAAGGUAGCCUAGGGGAUAGAGGCAUUUGCCACCAGCCUGGUGUCACAGAAACCAGAAGGUAGACAGUGAGAACUGACUUUCAAAAGUUGUUCUCAGUAAUUCUCUGACUUAGACAUGCAUACGUGCACACUGGGGCACCCACAUCCACAGAUAGCGAAAGAGAGACAGAGACAGACAGACAGACAGAUAGACGGGGUGGGUGUAAGUUUUAGAAGACCUUCAAGGAAAAAAAUGGGCCCCACAUUCUUUCUCAAAAAGAAAAUGUAAAUAAAUGUAAAGGGGCUGGAGAGACAGCUGAUCCCAUAAGAGUGAGUUCUGCUCUUGUAGAGAAUCCGCACUCUCCGGCAUCUACAUUGGGCGAUGUUCAAGGAUCUGGGCUCACUGGGCAUUGCACCUACCUACACAAAUCCACACACAGACAUGUAAUUAAGAGUAAAAAUAAAAUCUUUUGCUAAAAAAGAGAAGCAGUCAUGGAAGGGUAGAGCGCAGUUCUGUGUUCUCACCAUCAGAAAACCAUUCCGCUCAGAGAGACAUCACCGUGAAAUUGUGGGUUCACUUGUUACCGAUUUUCUUUCAGUAAUACAAUUGGAGAACCAUUUCCACUUCUUAAGAGAGGUCCUCACACUCCCCUAAUGUUUGACCAGCAGUCCUGAUGGGAUUUUUGCUGAGUAAAGCUGCUGCUACUCACACACCUGCUGGGCCGAUAGAUCCGAAAGGGAAUGAUCACUUAAUUGGGGGAGCUGAGAAGAGUAAGGCGGGACCAGUGACUCGGUUAUUUCAAGACACCAAGAAAAUAAAGUUAGAAGACAUAAAACAAGAACACUACACAGGAAAGGAAGGAGCUGACACAAGAGGGCGUUCCAUGGGCUUUGUGAAGGAAAACGAUGGCCUGAUAGUGACAGAUUUGGAAUGAAGUCGCCUGGACAUUUACCAAAGAGACCAAAAGUUGCUUUUGAUAAGAGGAUGUGUUCGAUGUAGCCAAAGCCCGUUAGGAAGCCUAACAAAAAGAAGGAAGAGAGGGCAGGCCCUUCUGAAUCCAAAGUGGAUUUCUGUGGGCUCUAUCCUAUCCCUGUCAAGCACCGCAGGUAUUUUCACUAAAUUUCUGGUGUUAACACACUUUACUGUAAUUAUAAUAAACCUUUUAGCAAGUAAUCGGAAGGGGUCUAAGCAAAACAGGACUACUUCACACCUCCUGCGGCGAGUACUUUAAUACACUGAACUUCCGGUGUGGGAGUUUGCCAUGGAGCCCUCUUCCUUCCUACCUGUUCUGCAAAAGAGCUCUGCUGACAAGAACCAUAAGCCACCUGCCUUCAGAAGCACUCCUCACCCUGAGUCUCUUCUGAUGGAUUGCCUUCAUUUCAGAGUUAGGAAGUAGUUCUUUCCAAUUGUAAUUGUUUGUCUUGUGGUAACUAUCAUUUUAUAACACAGUAUCUCCUGUGAGAAAAGCUAAACUUAUAUCUGUUGUCAGGACACCACUAGUAUUGUCCCAAGUAACAAUGGAAGAAAGGAAGACUACUUUGUAUCUGAAUACGUGGUGACUUGUAAUCAUUUAUACGAUACAUGGGUUUCUGUGGUUGCCUGCUUGCUUGGUUCAUUGUUUGGUUUCCAUUUUGGCUUGAUGCUGGGAGUGAAUCAAAGGCAUGGGACAUGCUAAACUUGCAACUCUACCAUUAAGUUCCACCUCGUGUUUUGAACAUGUUCUUGUAUGCUAAUAUUUAAUGACUGUGGGCUGGAGAGAUGGCUCAGUGGUUAAGAAUACUGACUGCUCUUCCAGAGGUCCUGAGUUCAAAUCCCGCAACCACAUGGUGGCUCACAACCAUCUGUAAUGAGAUCAGAUGCCCUCUUCUGGUGUGUCUAAAGACAGCUAGACAGCUACAGCGUACUCAUAAACAUAAAAUAAAGAAACAAUUCUAAAAAAAAAUUUAAUGACUGUAUCUAUUGCCUCACUGCACAAUCUCCUUAAUAUUAACUAAAGGGUAGAGAACAGGGCAUCUUGGGAUUGGAGGGGAACAAUAUUUUAUAAAUCAGGCCAACACUAAAGAAAUUAAUCUUGAGCCUAGUAUUAAAAAGGUAGUUAAGUUAUUCCAUCUAUCCUUCGUGGUACCUAGUACCCUCAAACUGUAAUCCCCAGUGAACAGGUUCUUCUGAAUCAGGUUCCUUCUGUCAGAUAUUUCGUCAAAGCAAAAACUAACGUAACAAAUUCACCUAAUCCAGAAUCACUCUUGGUGCUGGGAAUAGAAGAGCCACUGCCUUCAUUUCAUGGUGGUGCCAGAGAAGACACAGGCAGUCAGCAGUAACGUACAAUAAAAGCUGCGGUGUGCAGUGUGCCGUGAAAAAGGAAAGGAGAGCACUUGAAAAGCCACGAAGGCAGCUAUCACAUGUGUGUGAUUUUAAUGGUUGCAACUAGGAAGGCUUCUCUGGAGGUGGCCAUAGCUUCAGCUAAGUGGCCAUCCAAACAGCUAAUGACAGCGGUGUUCCCAGUGAGAUGGAGCAGGAUACAGCGAGGGGUCAAUGUGAGAUGUGGCCAAGAAAAGGAAGCGGGUAGAUGCAUUGAGGUUCCACAGAAGGAUGAGCAAACUCAGUGCUGUAAUUUUAGAUCAAGUUUUCAACAAUGGGACGAAGCUCAGUUUUUCAUUUGGAUGCUCUAACACCCUGCCCUCCAUUACACCAUACUGUGUAAAACUGUGUUGUUGGUUUUGUUUUGUUUUGUUUUGUUUUGUUUUGUUUUGUUUUUUUCCGGAGACUCCAUUGUAUAAGCAAAUUCGACUCCAUUUGGGAGAUGACCGCACUUGGGUGAACAUAUGACCUAUACUGUCUGUCUUGCACCCCGCAGAAGCACAGAUUAAUAAAUGACUUGUGGUGGACUGGUUUGAUAGGGAACACAUGCUGUAUUGGGAUGAUAUCAGAGGACUGUAAGGUGGGCUCAGCAGGUAAGACACAUGCCUCCAAGCCUGACUAUUUGAGUUUGAAGGAAAGAAAGAGCCAACUCCUGCAUGCUACCCUCUGACCUCCAUAGCACACAUACAUAAAAAAAUAAGUGAAAACAUAAUGAAACGCCAGGAGAACAUACUAGAUACAUAGGCCAUGGAAAUCAGACCCCACAGAGAGGCCUAUGACUGUGAUGCUGAUGGCCACACUAUCCUGUUGUCUGACUAUCCAGUGUGGGUCUGUGUGAGAACAUGACAGCUCCCAGCUCUCCCAGGGGCUUCAGCCUCACUUUGUUCCAGCUCGUUAGCACAGACUACUCAAACUGCCAUCUGCCCGCUGUUUGCUUCUCCAGACCUGUGUCUAUCUGUCCACCCACUUGCUCUUAUGGGCCAGGUUCCGCCCUUUCACCUCCGCAGCUGGACUCAACUGUACAGCUCAACUCUGACCCCGUAGCCUGACUAUAGC